Molecule: messenger RNA, 1540 nt
Organism: Oncorhynchus masou masou (cherry salmon)
Lineage: Eukaryota; Metazoa; Chordata; Actinopteri; Salmoniformes; Salmonidae
Product: vesicle transport protein GOT1B-like
Exons: 5
Coding region: 125-541 (138 amino acids)
Biological process (GO): endoplasmic reticulum to Golgi vesicle-mediated transport; retrograde transport, endosome to Golgi
Cellular component (GO): membrane; endoplasmic reticulum
Source: RefSeq, a predicted model, not a curated record
AAGAAGGCGUGUUUCCGGAAGACGUGGCUAGUGCUACAGUGGCAGCACCUGAACUUGUAUUUUAGUAAAAUACAAUUAACAGUGUAAAAUUUUAUAUUUUACAAGCUGUUGAUUCAUUGUCAAAAUGAUCUCUUUAACGGACUCACAGAAGAUCGGAAUGGGACUAACGGGCUUCGGCGUGUUUUUCCUCUUCUUUGGAAUGAUACUGUUUUUUGACAAAGCCCUCCUUGCCAUAGGAAAUAUCCUGUUUGUGGCUGGCCUGUCGUUUGUGAUCGGUCUGGAGAGGACGUUCCGGUUCUUCUUCCAGAAACACAAGAUGAAGGCAACUAGCUUCUUCCUGGGUGGGGUGUUGAUCGUUCUUAUUGGUUGGCCAAUUGUGGGAGUGGUCCUGGAGGUCUAUGGAUUUUUCCUUUUAUUCAGGGGUUUCUUCCCAGCAGCAGUAGGCUUCAUCAGAAGGAUACCCUACCUCGGCUCCCUGCUAAACCUCCCAUUCAUCAGUGGGUUUGUGGACAAAGUGGGAGAGAGCAACACCAUGGUAUAACAGUGACUUUUUGUUUAUGGAGAAAAACAAUCUAUUAUAUUUAUGAUACACUUGUUCUCGUCAAGCCACGUAACCCCCAUUGGUCAAUUGCUUACCUCCAACAGUUAGCUAAGUGACUUUGUAAAUUAAGACCUCUUCCCAUUUUAAAGGGAAAACAAUCCGCUUUUUUGUAUCUUGAUUCUGCAAUAUUAAGGUCCGUACCAGCCAAGGGUACCAGUCCUGGUUGCUAUGCGCAACUGUUACUAAUGAAUCUGGAGUUGGUUAAGAUGGCUACCCCAGAAUGUUACAUGUUAUUGAAUGCUGCUCUCCUCUACUGGAGUACUCCCCCACGAGGAGGGGAGUCCCUCUACCGGACUGAAGAGAACCCGUGUCCAUUUUUGCGCUCUCACUCCGCUAUUGAAUGUACAGACAAACUCACCAUGUCAUCACCUCUGGACAACCUCAAUAGGUGUGACGGAGGAGCGCUGGUCCUAUAGUUACACUGUAGAUGGGCCAGGGGGUUUUCCUAGUGCUGUGCUGUCAUGCCAAAAAAUGAACUAGGGGUUAGCGAGAUGGCACAAACAGAUCUUAGACCAUGUUAGAGUUUCCUGACCAUAUGACCAGACCAGGGAAAACUCGAAGCCAUAGUUGAAGGUGGUUUCCUGGACAGGUAUUGGAAAGACUCCUGGUCCUACUUAUGGUGCCUGUGCUUUCUCACACUGGACUGAAACUUGAGUCCUGUGGCAGAAAAUAGCUUUACUUUCCUUUUCGCUCACGCCCGUUAUGAUUACCGGAUCUGGCAGUUGAAUAUUUCCCCCUUAUUUUUCUGUCGUUUCUGUGUAUGACUGGUUGAGGAAGCUCUGUAGAUACAUUUUGUAUUUUAAAUUUCAAGAGCAACAUUUGAGUUGGAAUUUUAUCAAUGUUAACUAUAGUCAUGGAGGGUACUGAAUGGCUAAUGGGAUAUGACAAUGGUUUUACAAUGUUUUGUCUGACACUUUAAUAAAAAAACGUGCCGUUGUC